This is a messenger RNA of Oreochromis niloticus (Nile tilapia), 2590 nucleotides long. It is a transcript of the gene iapp, whose product is annotated as islet amyloid polypeptide. The record is from RefSeq and is a predicted model, not a curated record. The transcript has 4 exons. Gene Ontology annotation, molecular function: hormone activity. Gene Ontology annotation, cellular component: extracellular region. NCBI's taxonomy places the organism in Eukaryota, Metazoa, Chordata, Actinopteri, Cichliformes, Cichlidae. Bases 1606 to 2001 code for a protein of 131 amino acids.
CUGUAGAUUUAUAUAAAUGUGUGUGUGUUAUAUUAAAACAUACUCUAUGUACAGAUUUAUCAUAGAUAUUACAUUACACAUUACUUAAUAACAUGAUUAUCAGUUCAAAGGGAGGCUGAUAUUCCCUGAUUGUAGAUAGGUAAUUUAUCACACUAUGCUAUUUGUCUAAGUGCACCUUAUCAUUCAGUAGCUUUUAGAACCACCUUUAGCAGCAAUAACUUGAAGUAAUCAUUAUCUGUGUGACUUUAUCAGUUUCUCACAUUCUUGUGGAGGAAUUUUGGCUCACUCUUCUGUGCAAUGUUGUUUCCGUUCAUUGAGUUUUGCAGGCAUUCAUUUUUGCACAGCUCUCUUAAGGUCCCGCCACAGCAUUUCAGUCAGGUUGAGGUCUGGACUUUGACUCAACCAUUGCAACACGUUCAUUGACUCUGUUGUAGAUUUAUUGUCCUGUUGCAAAACUCAUAUUUGACUCUAGAAUAUUUCUGUAUACAUGAGUUCCUGGUCAAGUGAGUGACAGCAAGGUGCCCAGGUUAUGUGGCUGUAAAACAAGCCCAUAUCAUCACUCCUCCACCGCCAUGCUUGACAGCCGGUAUGAGGUGUUUGUGCUGAUAUGCUGUGUUUGGUUUUCACCAAACACGGUGCUGUGCAGUACGGCCAAACAGCUCCGCUUUGGUCUCAUUUGCCCAAAGGACAUUGUUCAAAAAGUCUUGUAGUUGUUAAACACACCUUUUCUCUUUAGAUGUGGCGAUUAAGCGCACAAGUCAGAGAGCAAUCUCUCUUGUUGGGUUUUUAUCUCAGUAAAUAAAACCUAGAUCAAUUACCUCUUGGAUUCCAAGCGACGCAUAUUGUUUACUUCAUAGAAAACAACUUAAUAUUUGCUUAUAAAGUCUUCAGGAAACUAAAUAAGAAGAUGAGACUACUAGUCUAGUUUUCAACUUGUCACACUGCUGGGUCGCGUGCUUCUAAAGUGUCUCAAAUUUUACCAUCAAUUCAUUAAUUAAUACUGUGUUGCUUGUGACACGUCCCAUCAAAAUAAUGAGGCACCAUUUAUUAUUGAUGAUAAUUCAUCUUCACAUGUUUUAUUCAUCAUCGUUGAAGCCCAGAGGAAGGCGCUAAGGCCAGAGUUUGGUGACCUACAGUAAAAGUUCACUAAGUGUCUCAAGGUAAAUAGGAAGACAGCCUGACAGUGUUCUUCUCCCUGGUGUGGGUUUAUGGCAGGUCAGUCCCAUCACGGCAGCUGAUGACAAUAGUGACGACUGUGAUGAUGAGGAUGGUGACGUACGCAGACGUGCGUGUGUUUGUGUCUGCGUGUACUGCGAUUGUCUUUCGUUCUUUUUUUUAAUUCUGCUCAUGUGAAUAUUAAAGAGUGUACAUUACGGUAGAACUGAGUGUUAUAUGACAUGUAUAAGACCCGCUUAAUUCCCCACCCCACCCUUUUGUAGAUGAAAAUGCAAGGCUAUAUUUGGAGAGAGCUGAUGUCACAAGUGGUUUGAGCAGAGAGCCUAUAACUGUUGGAGUCGGCUUGUGUGACAGUCUGACAAACCUUGGAGAGCUCCAGUAGCAGACUGGGAUCUAGCCAAGACAACAGAAAGUAAUCACGCUUACAGCAUGUAUCACCUCAGGGUGCCUGUGCUUCUUCUCAUGCUGCUUGUGCUGCUGCACUGCAUCACCGCUGCCCCAAGCUAUAGGUACUUCAGUCCCAGCUCAUCCAGCGAGCAGGAAAGCGAUCUCCCAGAUAGCGAAGCCUGGUUGCUUCCCGGGCUAAUCUCCAACCCGUUUCUCAGCCUCGUGGGUACACGGCCACGAAGGGGGCUCACAGCUAUGAACAGUCACCAUAUAGAGAAGAGAAAGUGCAACACAGCUACCUGUGUCACCCAGAGGCUAGCAGACUUCCUGGUCCGCUCCAGUAACACUAUUGGUACUGUGUACGCACCAACCAAUGUGGGAUCUGCCACCUAUGGCAAGAGAGACCUACUGGAGCCUUCAGGCUACGUGAAUCUCUAGUGCCAACUGAGGAGACUCCACAGCAGUUGCAGCAAUCCUCACAGCUCUGAUGAUAUAACCAAUCAUGUAACAAUGAUUGUGAGAAUGACAUAAAUAACGAUGGCAAUGAUGGCAAUGAUCACAGACUUUUCUUGAUUACUUUCUUAACUUAAGAAACAGUGCCUUUGAUUUAAAACAUCACUGUAUAUUUUUUUCUGCCUUUUUGUGUGUUGUGGCUUCAUAUGUUAACACUGUUGCACAAUGGCAUGAUGGGAAUAAUAAUAAUAAAAAACAACCAAACGUUAAAGUAAUUCAUGGGAAAUAAAAUAAAGGAAAAAACAUGUAAAGCAAUAUAAAAUAAAUGUUAUUUGUUGUUUUGAUAAUAAAAUUGUAAAAAAAUAUAUUUAUAUUUUUUAAAACCUUUAUGAGUUUUAAGCCACAUUAUUGUAUUAGAGCUGCACGCAGGAGCUGUGAGCUGUUAGCAUCCAUCUGAUGAGUACAGAACACGUUUUCUUUCAGGAGAUGUCCAUUAAAUCAAAUAAAAUUAUUUCACUUUGAUUAUAAGCAAACUCUGAAAGUUGCAUUGCCACUGGAAUAAACUUGAAAAUGA